This is a messenger RNA of Photinus pyralis (common eastern firefly), 1061 nucleotides long. Its product is annotated as abscission/NoCut checkpoint regulator. Gene Ontology annotation, molecular function: phosphatidylinositol-3-phosphate binding; zinc ion binding. Gene Ontology annotation, cellular component: cleavage furrow; midbody; centrosome. NCBI's taxonomy places the organism in Eukaryota, Metazoa, Arthropoda, Insecta, Coleoptera, Lampyridae. The record is from RefSeq and is a predicted model, not a curated record. The transcript has 5 exons. Gene Ontology annotation, biological process: mitotic cytokinesis checkpoint signaling; abscission. The coding region runs from base 121 to 1044 and encodes 307 amino acids.
CUGCGCCAAUCAUAAUAAAUCAAUCCACACCUAAUGACCUACAUAUACAAAUAAAAAACUGUGAUAACAACAUAGAAUUAAUAAAUGGAAUUAUACCUGAAAAGCUUUGAACGUUAAAAAAUGUCUUGCAAUCAUUGUGGAACAAAAUUUAAUUUUUUUCAUAAGGAAAUCGGGUGCUUAAACUGUAAGCUAUCCUUUUGCCAUAAGUGUUUAAAACAGAAAAUUAAGAUUCCCAGUAAAUCGGAUCAAGAAGUCCCUGUUUGUAGAACUUGUUUUUCGAAUUUGUCUUCAAAUGUCAACAUGGCUGUGAACAUUCCACCACCUGAUGCAUAUUUAAAAAGGCUGGAAGAUUUAGAAAAUCCUGCACGGCCUCCAAUAACAAUAUACAAAACCGAUAAGAAAAUGGAAACACUGCGGUCUGGCUUGUCCCUUGCCGAUCAACAGCUUCUUGAUCGAUUAGAAAAAUUAAAAGAUAAAGAUAAACCUCCGCCGUCAGAAGACGAAAUACGCAAAAGAUUGAAUAGUUUGAAAGGUGGAAAUGAAUAUGUCGAAGGACCUAGUAACACACAAGUUUUUGCACCCGAUACUAGAACAGACCAAGAAAAAGCAGAUUCAAUUUUAGAAAUGUUUAUUAAAGAACGUGACAUAGAAUUGGCACACAAUCCAGAAGAAGGAAUAGAAGCCAGAUUAGCAACAUUAAGAGGACAAGGAGUGCGGCCAAACGAAGGUGCUUAUAUAAGCAAUUUACACGACUCUGGCUCUGAUGAUGACGAAGUCGAUAAAAUAACAAAAAAAAUUAUGGAUGAAGUUGCAUUAGACAACAAAUGUUCGAAUCGAUUACCAAAGGAAAGCAUGUCUGAUCCAGAAUAUAUGGACGAUAAGUUUAAUUCUUCGCCCGAACUGGGAUGGUGCGCCUUGUGCAAUGAAGAUGCAAAGUAUCACUGUCUAGAUUGCGAAGAUCUUUAUUGUAAUUCUUGCAAUGUUCAAGUUCACAAAAUGUGGGGCGAUACUGAUCAUAGAAUUACGGAAUAUAAACAACAAUAAAUUUAUUAUUACCAUUA